UCGGUACCGACGUCGCUUACGUUUUCGGCGUCGCGACGCAGCUUUUGCAACAUCCGGAAAGCAACUAAUCGAUCGAUCCACGGAUCGAAAGUGUGCGUGGGUUCUGAUUCUGAUAUCCCGAUCGGCAGUUGUAGUAGCCACCAAGCCUGUGGUGGAUUCCCAUAUCUCUCAUCUACGCCGAGAUCGAAACACAAGUCAUGCUGAAAUCGCCGAAGUCGUGUCUGCUUGGCUUACGUCUAUUCUAUGUUUAGGGUUUGAUCAGAUUCUAGCUUUCAAGAACAGGUGGAUCUAGUUAUUUCUGAAGGUGGGCACGACUCGAAUCUGGCCCAUUACCAGAGAAUUUGUCACUCUGGGUUGCUUGAUUUGGUUUCUUGUUGAAUUGGGGUCGAAUCAAUGGGGUGCUGCCAGGCCAAACCUGGCGGAUUGAGCAAAGACGACCGAGCUACCCGAUGGCGAAGCACUGGCAUUGUUGCUCUUCGCGAUUCUAAGCUCAAGGAGCUGCCUGUGGACGUGGUUAGCAUCGCUGCUUCUGUGCGGACGUUGGAUGCUACUCACAACAAAUUGGGUUCUAUUCCAGAGGAGAUUGAGAAUUUUGUCAACCUUCAAAGAUUGAUUUUGGUGGAGAAUUUGUUGGAGAGGUUGCCGUUGACAGUCGGUAAACUUCGAUCGCUCAAAGUUCUGUUACUUGAUUCAAACCGCCUUAGCCUGCUUCCGGAAGAAGUCGGACUACUACAGCGGCUCGAGCGUUUUUCAGUAUCUGGCAACAACCUGAAGUCGUUGCCCUCCACCAUCGGAAACCUCUCCAAUCUGAUACAGUUGGAUGUGAGCAAAAACAGCCUGGAAACACUUCCUGAGUCCAUUGGCAACUGCAAGUCUUUAGAAGAACUUAUUGCGAACGAUAACAUGCUGCAGGAGCUGCCAGACCCUUUGGGCAGCUUAUCGCAUUUGAAAACUCUCAUUUUGAGUAACCAAAAAUUAAAGCAGCUUCCUCCGUUUCUACUUCGAGACUGCACAGCUCUCCAAACCCUGAUGCUGCAUGAUACACUCAUACCUGCUGAUCAAUUGCAUCAGAUGGAAGGCUUUGAAGGGUACGAGCAGAGAAGGAGACGGAAGUAUGACAAGCAAAUUGAUGCCAAUGUAAUUCUAGACUCUCGUGGUUUUGACGAAGGAGUGGAUAUUCCUUCUGGAGCCAAGUGAUUUCAAUUUCUUCAUUUGAAGAAAAAUUACAUUACUUUCGAGAGAGAAAUGCUGAAUAGAAGAGAAAGCAGGUAUUCUGUGGUAAAAUUUGUUACCUACUGAAUGGAACAGUUCGCCGAUGUUUUCCUCACUGGUCAUGCUUUUGAGUUUCCUCCCUUUUGAGCAAGUAGAGAGGUUGGAAACAAAUUUUUGUAAUAAGGGAGAGACUGUACUUCGCGAAGAGGAAGUCCUUGCGUUAGCUUGUUCUUUGCUCAACUCGAGCAUAAUACUGAGACCGGUUAAGCAGUACCACAAUUUGCAGCAGUCAUCUAUGUACUAAGUUUUUAAUGCCACUCUUUAGUUUUAUCCUC
Messenger RNA from Physcomitrium patens, 1547 nucleotides. RefSeq names its product plant intracellular Ras-group-related LRR protein 7. Gene Ontology annotation, molecular function: protein binding. The record is from RefSeq and is a predicted model, not a curated record. Lineage: Eukaryota; Viridiplantae; Streptophyta; Bryopsida; Funariales; Funariaceae. Gene Ontology annotation, cellular component: cytoplasm.